Messenger RNA from Staurois parvus, 330 nucleotides. The record is from the annotation of a GenBank genome assembly. Lineage: Eukaryota; Metazoa; Chordata; Amphibia; Anura; Ranidae.
AUGCCACAUAUCAGUGCCCAUCUGAGCUGCCUUUCAGUGUCACCCAUCAGUGGCAGUCAGUGCCACCUAUCAAUGCCAAUCAAUGCCACCUAUCAGUGCUGCCAAUCAGUGCCACUUAUCAGUGCCAGUCAGUUCCGCCUUUCAUCAGUGCUGCCUAACAGUGUCAGUCAGUGCUGCCUAUCAGUGCCAUGUAUCAGUGUUGCCUUUCAGUGCCCAUCAGUGAUGCCUGUCAGUGCCACCUACCAGUGCCUCCUCAUCAGUGCCAAUCAGUGCCACCUAUCAGUGUCUAUCAGUGCAGCCUAUCAGUGCCCAUCACUGCAGCCUCAUUAG